AUGCAUGAUGAAUCAGGCAAAACGCGGUUGUGUAUGCAAGUUCGAGGAGGCGGACAAGAGGAGCUUCCCAAGGCUAACAUCGACAGCCAGCUUCAGAGUUUCAUGCAGCAGGUCACGGGGGCCGCCGACCUGGUACUGCAACCUGUACUGAAGAAGCCUUCACCUCCUCCUCAGCGAUCGACUGGUUCGAGGAUGCGGACUACAGCAGCAUCAAAGCUUCUCAGACGAGCCAGUGAAGAAAUCCUUGCAGCACUGGACAGCUUUGAGAGCAGACUGGAGAGGCUGAAGAUGUGGAACGUGCAGUUCAAGCGAUUGACUCGGGUGGAGUUUGGAGACGCUCUUUAUAUCGUUGGCAACGUAGAGGCUCUGGGAGACGGCAACCCCAACAAAGCCAUCAGGAUGAAACACAUGGGUUCAGACUUGUGGAGUGUGACAGUGCCGAACAUUCCUGAUGGCGCCAGGUACCGAUAUCUCAUUAAGAAGGACGAUCACUCGCAAGGCGAUCACAAGGCUUCUGAAAUCAGAUACACCACCGACUACUUCUUUGAGCUUUCCUCGAUCAUUGAAGAUGCUAAGCUGGAGGAAGGGUUUCUGGUGGAAGACGACACCGUGCAGCUUGUUCGAUUCAAGGUAGCACGAGAGAAAGCGGAGAAGAUCUUUGUAGUUGGAUCCAUCCCCGCGCUGGGCAAGUGGGACAAGACCAAGGCAGUGGAGCUGAUUCGGAGCAAGGGAAACACCUUCGAGGCCAUCGUUGCAAUCCCGAGCGAUGUGGUCGGAGAGUUCGAGUACAAGUUCUUCGAAUAUCCUUCAGGGCAGUACGAAUCUGGUCCGAACCGAAAGAGCGACGCGCACCUGGUGGAACCGCAGAGAGAGUUUGAUCCGAAAACAGGAUCCCUUGGGCUGACCAGAGUGGUAGACCUAGAAAGCAUCUGGGAAGGUCUGCUCCUGCGCUUCCUGAUCUAUCAUCCCCUGCAAGACCCUUCUUCGGUCCUAGCAUGCUCUGGAUCCAUGCAGGCUCUCGGUGGUUGGCUGGGAGCUCCCAGGAAGAUGGGACUUGGCAAUGAGCGGACGCUGCUGACAGGAGUGAAGGGCCGCUGCUGGGAGAUGACGUUUCCAGCCCCAGCACAGGACUCGGUCAACGUGCAGUAUCGCUACUGCAUCAUCGAUGGGAAGAAGGGGACGGCGGUGUUCGAGCGCGAGCCUAACCGAGCUCUGCACCGCGUUCCUGGGGCUCAGAGCGCCCUUGGAGUCAAGUACGCCACGCUCGGGCUGGGGCAGCAGGUGACAGGCAAGAAUCAAGGAUUCCGACAGCGAGAGUGGCAAGUCUACGACGGCAACUUCGUUCCGCCGCAUCUGUCCUUUGAUGAUGUUCCUCCCUGCCUGGCGAUCGGCCCCUAUCCGCAGAGCAAAGGAGAUGUGCAGACGAUGGUGGAGGCAGGAGUGACGGGGGUGCUGAAUGUCCAGACGGACGGUGACCACCAGAGGAGGAUGGUGAACUGGAACAGCAUGGAGAAGUACUACCACGAGGCAGGGAUUCAUGCUAUCCGUGUUCCCAUCGAGGAUUUCAACGGAGAGGAGCUCGCAAGACUCGUCAAGGAAGGAGCGAAAGCUGUCGACCAACUUGUCCACCGUGCCAAGAGCGAGGGGAAGCAGCCCAAGGUCUACAUUCACUGCACUGCUGGGAUGGGCAGAGCGCCUGCUGUCGCCUGCGUCUACCUCGUGUGCAGGCACGGCUUCAGCCUCCAAGACGCUCUCGCUCACGUCAAGAAGCAUCGGCCGGUCUCGGCUCCAAACUGGCACGCGAUGGAGCAGGCAUUGAGGAGCGGAGGUUUCUAG
Messenger RNA from Guillardia theta CCMP2712, 1836 nucleotides. RefSeq lists its product as hypothetical. Gene Ontology annotation, biological process: starch catabolic process; protein dephosphorylation. Bases 1 to 1836 code for a protein of 611 amino acids. Gene Ontology annotation, cellular component: chloroplast. The record is from RefSeq and is a predicted model, not a curated record. NCBI's taxonomy places the organism in Eukaryota, Cryptophyceae, Pyrenomonadales, Geminigeraceae. The transcript has 6 exons. Gene Ontology annotation, molecular function: carbohydrate phosphatase activity; starch binding; protein tyrosine/serine/threonine phosphatase activity.